UUGGAAUAAAUAAUAAAUGAAUUAGAUAAAUACAUAAUCAGCACUUCAAAAGUCUUAAUUGAUUUUAGAAAAAAGAGCAGAAGAUGUUGGCAUUAGCAGAGUUGGAUUAAAGAAUCUGGAGUCUGUUCUUUAUUAUUAUUAUUACUAUUAUUAUUAUGAAAUAUAGUCCGUAUUUGUGUUGAUGCUGCUCCAAACCUUCUAACGCGCCUCCAUAAAGUAAUGGGAAGUGGCGGAGAUUUUGUAGAAUGGCUUGGAGAGGACAUGUCUAUUAAGGUUUUUUUGCAUCUGGAAGACCCUUCUCAUCUUGCCCGUGUUUCUGCAGUUUCCACUGCCUGGCGCAAUUUCGUGAUUGCGAAUGGCCUUUUUAAGCAGCUAUGCUUGAAAUUGUUGCCGGAGAUGCGUAGUAUUGUUGAUUUUGUCGAGGUCAAAAAUAUGAUUGAUCCUGUCAGAGGCGGAGGCAGCAAUUGCUUAAAGCUCGACUAUCUUACAAGGAAUCAUAGAGUAUUUUCUCAGUUAACUAGGGGGCUUAGCCCUGUUUUGCAAAAUGAUUGCAUAUCAGAAGCCAUUAGUGCUUCGAGCACUGAUAAUUUUCCUGUAGAAAGCAUCUGGAACACUUUGGAACCACAUGAUAGAGUUGAACAGGGAGCUUCAUACUGGUCAAGUAAAGGGCAAAGUCACACUACAGCUCCUGAAACGUUAGUGUACAAGUUGAGUGCUAAUUUAUGUCUUGUAACUGAAAUCCAUAUUCAACCGUUUCAAGCAUACUUCCAGUAUGACUUCCCCAUAUACUCAUCUAAGUCUGUCCGGUUUAAACUGGGCCAUGCCAAAUUUCCACUACAAAUAGAGAAUGGUGCCACUGUCAAUUCUCUUUCCAACUACAAUUCAACCGGUAGCGAGUUUGUCUGGACCUACACUUCGCCAGAAUAUCCUAUGAUUCAGGAAAACUGCUUGCAAAAGUUCAAGUUACCAGAACCUGUUCUCUGUGUAGGAGGGAUUCUGCAGGUUGAGCUACUGGGCAGAGUUCAGAGACAAGAAAUGGAUGGACUAUACUAUAUCUGCAUCUCCCAUGUCCAGGCUGUGGGACGGCCCCUUAUGCGUCCAUUUGAUGUGGAAAUAGUUGAUCCAGCAGGAAAAUGUGCCUUGAAGUAUUGCCCUCAAAGAGAAGGCAGCAUGUUGACCAAUGGUCUAGCUAAGGGUAAGAAAGGUGGAACAUCUCGCUUGCACGCAUUUACUGUGAGAUUGAUGGAGAGAGGCAUAAGGGGAUGGGAAAAUAUGAUUCUCAAUAGGCUGCUCCGCAUUGGACCAGUUGAUGAGAAUGAUUUAGAUGAUGAGCAUUUGGAUGAACAUCCCUUGCCGUAGCCUGUUUGUAUCCUAAAUGGCCAUCAUCUGCUCUGGCACCAGUGUAAUUGAUGUUGUAGUAAGAACCUUUUCAUUUAUCAGUUGAAUUAUGCUACAUAUAUGUUUUAUCCAGUUA
This is a messenger RNA of Mercurialis annua (annual mercury), 1474 nucleotides long. Its product is annotated as F-box protein At4g00755-like. NCBI's taxonomy places the organism in Eukaryota, Viridiplantae, Streptophyta, Magnoliopsida, Malpighiales, Euphorbiaceae. The coding region runs from base 220 to 1359 and encodes 379 amino acids. The transcript is spliced from 6 exons. The record is from RefSeq and is a predicted model, not a curated record. Gene Ontology annotation, molecular function: protein binding.